This is a messenger RNA of Lates calcarifer (barramundi perch), 4387 nucleotides long. RefSeq names its product LY6/PLAUR domain containing 6 (gene lypd6). The record is from RefSeq and is a predicted model, not a curated record. Lineage: Eukaryota; Metazoa; Chordata; Actinopteri; Centropomidae. The coding region runs from base 273 to 794 and encodes 173 amino acids. Gene Ontology annotation, biological process: positive regulation of canonical Wnt signaling pathway. Gene Ontology annotation, molecular function: acetylcholine receptor inhibitor activity. The transcript is spliced from 5 exons.
UUCAACCCCCGUCUCCUGCCCUCAAUGGCAAAAAAAAAAAAAAGAAAAAGCUUUUCCUCUGUAUGUGAGUGUGACCAAGCCGAUCCGCCAAUGAGACUAUAAUCCCGAGAGGCAACAAACAGGAGUGGAUGAGUGUUUCCAACGCUGGAGGAGACUUUUCUGCGCCGCCUCGGGAUCCUGAGCGAGUCUGACAGCUGGAACCUCUCUGUUCAAGUGUCUGGUUGACAUUCAAAUAUCAGAAAGCUGCAUGUGUGAAACCCCAGUAACCGGCAAUGGAGCCCUGGCCUGCAGUGGCCUGGGUCCUACUGCUGACCAUCAUUGUGGAUCUUCUGAAAAGCGCCCACGCCAGAGACUUCACUGAAAAAGAUAUCAUAUUCCUUCACCCCUCAAGUACUCCAUUUCCUGGUGGAUUCAAGUGUUUCACAUGUGAAGAUGCAAAAGACAAUUUUGAGUGCAAUCGUUGGGCACCAGACAUGUACUGCCCACGUGAAGCCAAAUACUGCUACACCCGCCACACAAUAGAUGUGGAGGGAGACAGUGUGUCAGUGACCAAACGUUGUGUGGCUCUGGAGGACUGUCUUUCCACAGGAUGCACUGAAAUGAAUCAUGAAGGAAAAAAGGUGUGCACAGCUUGUUGUGAGGGAAACAUCUGUAACUUACCAGUACCAUGGAACGAAACAGAUGCCAUCUUUACCAUCACCUCACCUCUGAGCAGCGCUGUGGGACUGUCACAAAGCCACACAGUGACUUUUUCACUCAUCAUUACUUCCUUAAUUGUUUCAAGUGGUGUUUGAAAAAAGAAGACACAUGAAGUCAGGUUUAAUGAAAGGAGAAAGGAACCUGUCGGUGAACCACAGGACUUGUGGUUGGAUGAUGUGCUGACAUAAGACAGUUUGGACAGUUUCUGUUCCUAUGAGAUUCAGAUAUUCUUCACUUUAACUAAGUACAUUAUAACAUACCUUAUAUAUAUGAUACAUUCUCAAAAGAAAAGUAGCUACCACAGCACAAUGAAUUAACUUUGAAAACAUGGCAUUAUCUCUGACUGUAUAAUGUCAUAUCACUCUGUUCAGUCCAUCUAAAGCAUGAAUCCAAGUCUAAAUUUUACAGAAAAUAAAUAAAUGAAUAAAGUUAACCAAAAACUAAUUUGGUUUUACAUGCAUAGAGAAUUGGCAGCAGCAGUAGUUAUCAUGUAAAGAUUAAUGGUCUUGUUCUGAGUUUUGUUUAAUUUUAUACAUUAUGUUGCUAUACAGUAGGCUAACCAGCAGGGCAACAGUUGUAAACACUGAUGUGCCCACUGUCACAUAAAAGUACUUACCUCACUGAAUAAAAUAUACAGUCUACCUAGUAGGAAAAUAUAGUUCUAACCUCACUAAUCAACCCUCCAAGUACUUGAGAUCAUCUUGUUUUGUAUUGCAUCUUCCUCCAUACACUCUCUUCAUAUAGAGCCAAAGUUUUAAUGGGCUGGACUUAAAGGGCUGGAAGUAUCUCAUCAGGCAACAGCACAGCAGCAGGCAGCUGUUCUAGCAAAAAAAAAAAAAAACAAACAAACAAACAAACAAACAAAAACUGUUUCUCCAAAACUUCAGUAGGACGAUCAUGUUGCUCUGUGUUUGCUGAAUGUGGAAGUUUAAGACAAUUCUAUAAUAAUAUAUGAAGGCUGUAUGUCCCUCAGCUUCUUUUGCAUUUUUUAUGCCCCUUACAGGCCAAAAACAUCAGUAAUGCAUUGAGACCGGUAACAGAGGAGGUGAAGGACACUUGCCCUUGCAAGUAAAGUGACUGGGUCUUGUUUAAAUACUUAGGAUUUGAUGUUGCAUGAGUGAGUCAGUAAUCCAUGUUGUCAUUGAAUGCAUGUACAUAUAUAUAUAUAAAGUAUUUAUUUUUAUAUCAGUUGUUGUUGUGAUAAAAGUGAGUGUGUGAAUUAUUAGCUGUAGGUGACAGAGUUUGAGGUGAAACCUUGUGCUUCAUGAUGAAGAAUUGCUUUGGUCAAGUAAACAUCCAACAGUCAGCAUCUGCUAUCAUGUGUUAACAUAGAACACAAACAUGGAAAACACUGCCAAAAGAUUAAAGAGUUGUUCAGAAUUUAGGUGUUACAUAUUUUACACACCAGACAACCAGAAUAUCCUUUAGUUUACUCGUUUUUGUUAUUUCAAUCAGGCUGACAAUAUCUGCUAUAAAACAUUUGCAGUUUGUAUCCACCUUUAUUUACUGUAACUGUGACAAGCUAUACAGUAUACACAGAUGUCAUAGUUUAAUGUCCAUAUUCCAAUGUGCACAGACCGCUAAGGCCCUUUCUGCAUGAUGAUCUGCAGAGUCACCUUGUGUUGACAUGACACAUUAUUUUUCAAAGCAACAAACCUGGUGGCAGCACUGCUUACACGGUCAGAGUUAAGUUUUAACUCUGACCCUGUUUGUAAGUAAUCUUUAAAGGGUAAAUUGAAAUGAGAAGGCUGUUUUGUUAAUACCAGAAAUAACUGAAUAACAAUGUUCAUUAAAAUGAUCUAAAUACUCUAAAUAUCCUAUGGCUCAUUCCCCGUCAAAUCAGAAAAAGUUGUUGUGGGACAGUCUCAGAUUGUGUUCAGAUCUUCUCUAUCAUGGCUCCCAAAACAAAGGCCUGCACAAAAUAUUUUUGUUCAAAUCCCCACAUUUUCAUAUUUUUUCAGCCCUUGAUAUUAUAUCAUUUCUAUCACUUCAUAAAAACCUUAUGAGGGAAGCCAUUUUUAAGUAUUAAUAUCUUUUAAAGUAUUACUGUAAUUAUGAUGAGAAACUUUCUCAAAUUUCUGACUUAGGCUCCUAAAACAAUGAGACACUUUCUCAAAAUGAUGACACAAAAAUAACAAGACACUAAGUUACCAUUGAGAAAGUAUCUAAUUAUUUUGUGAUACCAACUCAUUACUUUGGUUGUGCUCAAGUAUGAAUUAAAAAAAUAUCAAGGGCUAAUAAUACAUGAAAACACUGGAAUUGCACAGAAAUAUUUUACAGGCCUUAGUUCCACAACCAAACAUUAUAUAGACAAACUUCAAAUAAAUUCUGAGACAGUGCUGCAGCCACUGAAUUCUGUCUGAUUUGACACAGGAUGAUAGAGACCCUGAGGGGAUAUUGCUCCAGAUGAAGGUGUAAUCUCAGCCUCUUACUUUGACAGCACUAAUGUGAAUAUUUAGGCCAAUCUUUCUGUUUUUUACUCUCUUUGCCCUGUCACUUGUUGUUUAGAAAUUUUAAUAAGUGUUUUUAUACAAAGGCUCUGACUUAGGGGCCCCCUAACCAUCUGAUUCCUAUUCAUAUGGUUGUAAUUCCAGAAAUUCUGCAAAGCCACAAAACACCAAUUCCUUUGAAAGUCAGUUGGCCUUUAAAGCUCAAUUUGAUAACUUUGAGUAACGGCGAGUCCCUGUUCGCCUUAUCUUAAAGCCAGACUAUGUAAAUGCUGAGAGAAGGUAGACGUCAGUCUUCCUGAAAAGCAAGCAGAAGCUUUAUGGUCUGGUAUGACCAUGGUUUAUGAUAAUUUUACAUUGCUGAGUCAGUGUUUUCUAAGGAGAAGCUUCCAUUACAUGUUUGAAGACUAAGGCUGUUAAAGUGCGGCAAGUGCUUCUUUAUGACUGAAGGCAGAUGUGAUUCAUAUGUUUUGCUGUGAAGCUAAUGUUAAUCAUUAACACCAAUCUGCUGUACAUCUUUAACUCAGAAAAUCACAGCAGAGCCCUGAAUGCCUUCUUCGUUGGAUCACCGCUGACAUGUCUCAUCCAUCACUCAGCGACAUGCCAGUGACAAAAUACUGUGUGUGCAUGUACAGUGUUAUUGUGCUGGAGGCUUUAGAGCCCCAACUCUGUCUUUUUCUUACUUUCUUUUUUUUUCAAAGCAGGAUUCCUUAGGAAAACAGCUCACCAUUCUCAUCCAAAAAUGUCCUGUUUAUUCUGACAACACUUGUAGAUGACUCUGAGAGAACAGCUCAAGAGGUGUUUAACUUUGUUGUAUCAGGCAAUAUUGUUGAGGCUUUUGUUUUAAUUCAAAGCCAAAAUCUGUUUCACAAGUUGCCUUCACUGACCUCUGGCAAACUUUUGUACAAAUGAUGUGAAGCUAGCACUAGUGCAUAAAUGUACUCUGAGUGAAACUCAAAUUUUUGCAUGCCAGUUUUGUGCCAACAUCUGUUACAUGUGUUAUUAAUAUGUGCCACUUUUAUGUAAAUAUACAUUUAUAUAUGUAUGUAUAAAUAUGAAACCUUAACUUUUUCAUGUUACAGAUGAUUUUUCAAUGUAAACGUCAACUAAAAACCAUUCACUACAUGAAAAAGUCACCAGCAGUUCAUGUUGUGUCUUUGUACUUGUCUGCCAUAGUCAGUGAUUUUCCACUGACACUACAGCCUGAGCAUGGAGCCAAUAAAGCUGCCAGUUUAUUGUGA